This is a messenger RNA of Iphiclides podalirius (scarce swallowtail), 966 nucleotides long. NCBI's taxonomy places the organism in Eukaryota, Metazoa, Arthropoda, Insecta, Lepidoptera, Papilionidae. The record is from the annotation of a GenBank genome assembly.
AUGAACUUUAUUAAUGAAUUUUUACUGCUGCUAACAGCAACGCUACAAUGCGAAGGGAGCUUGUCACUCCUCGGUGGAAUAUUAUCAACAGCUCAUGAACAUAUACAUUCCCGAGUUCACGAUGUGGCUGGAGCUGUGCUUGGCACUAUAAACAAGGGACUUAACUUGAAUUUGGAAGGACACUUAGGAGUCAACCAACAGAGACAACCGGGCUAUGACUACGAAACAACUCACGGGCAAGACGUAAUAUCUAAUAAUCCGUACUACAACAACUACGGUUCUCACGUGAACGAGUAUAGACCCAAUACAAACGGCGGAGUUCAACAACCUAUAAAUAACAAUCAACGGCCAUAUGUUCCGAACAGCAACGGAUAUAACAGACCUGCACAAAAUAGUUACAACAACUUUAAUGAACAAUACGAAAACCAAUAUUCUGGAUAUCCCAACAACAAAUACGAACACAAUCAACAAAAUCCUAACAAUAACAAUUUUGGCUACAACCAGCCACGUCCCGAUAAUCAAAAUUAUGGGGCUGGAAACAAUUACCCAAACAAUCAAAAUCAAGGCUACCCUUACAAACAAAACCAAGGCAAUCCUAACAAUCCAAAUUACUCAAAUAACAAUGAUUAUCAUAACCAGAAUGAUUACAAUAAGCCAAAUUCUGGUAAUCCCAUUUACAACGGACAAGGCCAAAAAUAUCCAAAACCGAUAUCUACACCUGCAGCAAGGCCAGAAUAUUCUGAAACUACUACCCUAUCUAACGGAGAUGACACUAAUGAGGAUGAAGAUGACAAAUCUACGGAAAAUACCACUGAAGACUUGCCACUUUUUAUACCUCUGGGCCCUAAUGAUUACGUAUAUGGCGGAGACAAAAUAAACGUUACAGCUCCCAAAAGGCAAACAAACAACAAACCACAAACUGCGCAGGAAGAAGAUUUCCCUAUUGACAUAAGAUUCAAGGACGAA